This is a messenger RNA of Octopus bimaculoides (California two-spot octopus), 1966 nucleotides long. Its product is annotated as H(+)/Cl(-) exchange transporter 6. Gene Ontology annotation, biological process: chloride transport; transmembrane transport. Gene Ontology annotation, molecular function: voltage-gated chloride channel activity. Gene Ontology annotation, cellular component: intracellular membrane-bounded organelle; lysosomal membrane. Lineage: Eukaryota; Metazoa; Mollusca; Cephalopoda; Octopoda; Octopodidae. The record is from RefSeq and is a predicted model, not a curated record.
UUCAGACAUCAAAAUGUCUCUCACGAGCCAAGACAAUGAAGAAUCGAUGGGAAUAUACGAUUACAGUAUUAACUGUGACAUGAAUGUCCUGUUACGGCUGAGGAAGCUGUCCCAGAAUGAAGAUCCUUCUUUGGCUAACAAGGACUACGAGAGUCUCGACUACGAUUGUUGUUUCAACAAACCUUAUCGAGCCAUGUUGCAGGAGAAGCAGAAAAGAUUCCCGGAAGUAAGAAUCGAACUUGUGAAAUGGGUCGUCACAUUUUUUGUUGGUUUUCUAACAGCGAUGGUAAGUAGGAUGGUUGAUGCGGCCUUCGGGGCCCCAAUUGGCGGGGUACUGUUCAGCUUGGAGGAAGGGUCUUCGUUUUGGAAUCAAGAUCUAACAUGGAGGACGUUCUUCUGUUCCAUUGCGGCGACAUUUUCUUUGAAUUUCUUCCUGUCUGGUCUGGAAUCCUCCAGUUCCUGGGGCUAUUUCUACCGACCCGGUCUCAUCAACUUUGGUCUGUUCAGAUGUGCCAAUAAUGCAGGACCCGACUGUUACCUGUGGAAUAUUACAGACCUUCUUAUAUUCAUACUGAUGGCCAUCAUCGGAGGUUUUCUCGGGGCGACAUUUAAUUUCAUCAACCAGCGACUGACCAAAUACCGGAUGGCUCACCUGAAUAAGAAAUCAAUAGUCAUCAGGUUAAUGGAAGCUCUCCUUGUCUGUAUGGUGACGGCAACCGUUAGUUUCACGGCCGCCAUGACACUUGGAAAGUGUCACAGGCUUUCACACCUGGUACGUGUCUGUUAUUUUGUUGAUUUAAAAUUCUGGGGAUACGAAUCAGGUUAUGCUGGAACCUACUCCCUUAUAGGGGCCGCUGCCUUCCUUGGGGGCGUUGUCAGAAUGACAAUCAGCCUCACUGUCAUUCUCAUCGAAUCAACCAAUGAAAUCAGCUACGGCCUUCCCAUCAUGCUUGUGCUCAUGGUCUUCAAUAUUUCAACUGCUCUCCGCAUCUUUUCCUGGUCUCCUUACUUCCGUAUUCACCUUCCAACCACUUCCAACCCUUAUUCCCGUAACCUCACUAAAGCUACCUUUGUCCUCGUCAGGUUGACUGCUGCCGAUAUAAUGAAGGAGAAAGUCCUGUACGUGUUCCCUCAUACCAGGAUCUCGACCAUAGAAAAAAUUCUGAAGACCAGCGCACACAACGUCUUCCCUGUUGUUUCCUACUGUGAAUCGAUUAAAAAGGUAUGUCUUCGAAUUCUAACGAAUGAAAUGAUGACACAGCAACUCUGUCAUUGGUUACGGAAAAGUCAGAGAGAAAUGCAGUGUUUAUUUGCCUUACCUGUUAAUUCACGCUCGUCUAUUCGACGGCGAGUGGAACCAGCGACAGAAACGGAGAAACGAACCAAACUGGAAGGAAUCAUUCUACGGACACAGCUGACGGUUCUUCUGAAUAAUGGUGUGUUCUUUGAGGAAGGGUGUGAUCCAAAUACACAAAAGAUCUUAACCUAUGAGGAAAUGACCGCGGAUUAUCCCAGAUUUCCGGAAAUACACGAGAUUGACCUGUCUCCGGCUUUGGCCGAAAAAUUGCUGGAUGUCUCACCUUAUAUGAACCCGUGUCCUUACACCGUCUACCCAAACACACCCGUCUCGCAAGUGUUCCAACUGUUCAGAAGUAUGGGGCUCCGUCAUUUACCGGUUGUCAGCCAUGAUGGUGAGGCCUCUAACAUAGAAGAACAAGUUGGUAUCAGUUUCAGAACAGCUGUCAGGUAUCUCCACAAACUUGGUUGCUAUGGCAGAGCGGGAAGAAGGAAGCCACUUCGACCAGCCAAAAUCAAGCGGAGAAAAGAUUGGACCAGUGAAAUGGUGGAGAGGCCACUAGCAUUUUGGGACACUGUCACAUUCUCCAGUGAGUUCAGAUUUGCUGUAUUUCCUGAUAGUGGUCGAAUGUGGAAUUCUGGAGACUCUGUGAUCAAGAAUUGGAUGUGA